This is a messenger RNA of Sclerotinia sclerotiorum 1980 UF-70, 1236 nucleotides long. RefSeq lists its product as hypothetical. Bases 1 to 1236 code for a protein of 411 amino acids. Gene Ontology annotation, molecular function: ubiquitin binding; phosphatidylinositol binding. Gene Ontology annotation, cellular component: actin cortical patch. Gene Ontology annotation, biological process: endocytosis; actin filament organization; actin cortical patch localization. The transcript has 5 exons. NCBI's taxonomy places the organism in Eukaryota, Fungi, Ascomycota, Leotiomycetes, Helotiales, Sclerotiniaceae. The record is from RefSeq and is a predicted model, not a curated record.
AUGUUUUCUUCGAAGAAACCAUACUCAGCAGUCACAGUCGCCAUCGAGCGUCUCACAAGCGAGCAGUAUGAUGAUGAUGAUUUUGGUGGCAUUCCAGAGUUGGUGGAAGUGAUCAAAAUUCAAUCUACAGGUCCUACAGAAGCUUCUAGGGCUAUUCGAAAGAAGCUCAAGUAUGGUAAUGUGCAUCGUCAGAUUCGAGCUUUAGAAAUUCUGGACGGUCUUAUCCAGAAUGCUGGUCCAAGAUUUCAGCGUACUUUUGCCGAUGAAGCUUUACUCGAGCGUCUACGUAUCUGUGGUACUUCAGAUCUUUCGGACCCUGCAGUGAAAGCUAAAUGCAAGGAACUUUUCAGGAACUGGUCUGUUGAAUUUGCAGAAGUUAGUGGAAUGGAGGAGGUUCGCGGUCUUUACAAGCAAUUACCUCGUACCAAGAAGAUUGUCACUCAAGAUAGAUCAAAAGUUCUCCGUGAAACAGAGGAAAAUCCCUUCCAAGAUGAUGAAAUUGAGGAACCUCCUACGCCUGUCACUCCCCAAGCUGCUUCAUCUCAAGCUGGUCCUUCUCACUCUAGACAAAGCUCUGUAACAACAUCUACAAGAGAACGAGCAUCCUCAAUAAUGUCAGGGUCUGUUAAGAAGUCUAAGAAGGAUAAAGAAAAGGACAAGAAGAAGAAGCCCAAGCCAUUCAACCUAGAAGCUGAGAAGGAAGGAAUGAAAGCCGCUAUUGCAGAAUCAGCUGUUUCCUCCACCAACCUUUUGAACGCGUUAAGACAUAUCAAUCGAGAGAAAGAGCGAAUUUCUGAGAAUAAAACCGCUUUACAGCAUUUUGAUAAUUGUAAACUUCUCCGUAGAAAGAUCCUACGAUAUAUUCAACAUGUUGAGGCCGAAGAAUGGCUUGGAGGACUUCUUCAUGCAAACGAUGAAUUGGUUAAUGCUUUAAUGACAUUUGAACAGCUUGAUAGAUCAAUUGAUGCUGAUAGUGAUUCUGAUGAUGACAUGGCUGAGCAGGCUCAUCUCUACAGAAUGGCGGAACGAAAUAAAACCGAACGUAGAGGUAGUGAUGCAACACAACAACUUGCUGGUCUUUCUAUUGGCACUAAGAGUCCGAUCAGCCCUGUUAAAACCUCCCAUCGUCCCGCACCACCGACUCCUGUUCAGCCUACACAUCCUCCAGUACCAGAGUCAGAGGAGGAGGAAGAUGAUGAGAAUGAUCCUUUUGCUGAUCGUAAUGCUUUUGAUUGA